UUUCGUUCCACACGACAGUAUGGCUGUGUCCUUCCAGCGGUGGCCCCCGUGGAGGAUUCAGAAAGUCUCCCUCAGCACAAUCCUGUUCGUCUCGGUAGCCUUGAGUUCUGCCACCGAUGCGUUUUCCCGAUGCUCCACUAGCAAAAUCAAGAACCGGAUGGUGGCCAACUGCCAAGCCCAAGGCCACAAGGCCAUCCCCAACGUGCACGUGUCCACUCAAGUCCUCUUGUUGAAUUUUAACCUCCUCUCCACCAUCCAGAUGUCUUCCUUCCCACGGAUGAGUGCCUUGAAGAUGCUGUCAUUGGGGAUACAAUCGGGAGGCCCUCUCUAUGUUGGAGAGAGGGCCUUUGCAAAUGUGUCCAACAUCACUUUCCUAGAUUUGGGGGGCAACGGGAACGUGUCACUGCACCCCAACGCAUUCCAGGGUUUGACCCAACUCAAGACAUUACUCUUGGAUGUUAAUGGUUUUGACCACAGAAUCCUGGAGAAGGGCUAUUUCCAAGACCUUUCAUCGCUGGAAGUCUUGGACCUUAAAGGAAACCACCUUGAUCGGUUCAGACCAGAUCCAACCUUCCAAGGACUGAAAAAAUUAAGGGUCCUUCAGCUGAAACUCAACAAAAUUCGGGCAAUUUGUGGGGAUGACCUCCAGUAUCUCAGUGGGCGCCAUCUGACUUUCCUUGACCUGUCCUCCAAUCGAUUGUCAAGCGAUCCUUCUUGCAGCAACAACCCAUUUCGCAACAUCACCCUGGGCACCUUGGACAUCUCUUCCAACCCAUGGAACGUGUUGCGAGUUGAACAGUUCCUCAAAAGCCUGAAUGGCACACAGAUCCAGAACCUCAAGGUGCAACAUUCAGGAGCUAUUGGGAGUGGGUUCGGGUUCAAGAACUUGAAGGACAUUUCAGCUACCACGUUCUCUGGGCUGCGUCACAGCCGUAUCUGGACUUUUGACAUGUCUCAUGGUUUUCUCAAUGUCCUGAACGCCUCUGUCUUCUCAAGCUUACCAGAUCUCAACACCUUGCUCUUGAGAUCCAACCAGAUUAAUAAGAUUCAAAAUGGGGCAUUUUCAGGGUUAAAUAAGCUCCAGGUCCUUGAUUUGUCCGACAAUCUUCUUGGAGAGCUGUACACAGAAGGACUGGAGGAUUUGAAAUCCUCUCCUCUGCAACGUCUCAUUCUGAAGUCCAACCACAUUGGAAUUGUUCAGCAUGAUGCCCUGAUGGGUCUAAAGUCUUUGCAAUUUCUUGACCUGCAAGACAACGCUCUUGGCCGAGUUCCCAAUGGGAAUCUCCCUUCCUUGCUGCAGCUUAAUUUGGGGCAAAACAGGAUCCAGGAUACCUGGGGCAUACAAAAACUUGGCCCAAAUCUGAUCCAUCUUGAUCUCUCUUCCAACCGUCUAACGGACCUGGCAAACGUCUGGCAUCAACUCGCCGAGAUUCCCCACUUGAAGUUCCUGAAUCUCUCCAGCAACCACCUGGCAAGUUGUUCACGAGUUGAGAACUCUCCGAGGCCACUAACACAACUGGACCUUUCUCACAACGAUCUGGGAAACAUUUGGGCCACCCAGAAAUGCACGGACCUCUUCCAGGAUUUGGAGAAACUGCUGGUGCUGAAUCUCAGCUCCAAUCACCUGCGCGACUUGCCUGGAAAUCUUUUCCACGGUUUGGCGUCUUUAGAAAUCCUGGAUCUCGGGGCCAACAUGUUGUACAAACUUCCAGAUCAGAUUUUCUCUAGUUUGAAAUCCCUGCAUGCUCUCAGCGUCCGUGGAAAUCCGUUGCUGACGCUCUCACCUUCCUCGUUUCAACCAGCGAGGCAGUUGCGAUUCCUGGAUUUGAGGGAAUUGUCUCUAGUUUGCAGUUGUGACCUCAAAGGUUUCCAGAACUGGCUACAGAACCAAAACGCGAUGGUCAGGGCAUUUGAGCUUCUUCUGACUUGCGUUCAGACCAGCUUUGAUUUCCAGAGGCAGCCCCUGCCUCAGUUCCUGCGCAACAACUGUGUCUCUUAGCCAAUGGACACAUUUUCCCUCUGUGUGCACCUAGUUUUGGAGGAAAGGAAGCUGGAACAAAAUGUCUACGAUGCCCC
This is a messenger RNA of Protobothrops mucrosquamatus (brown spotted pit viper), 2076 nucleotides long. RefSeq names its product toll-like receptor 5. Gene Ontology annotation, biological process: B cell proliferation involved in immune response; cellular response to lipopolysaccharide; positive regulation of lipopolysaccharide-mediated signaling pathway. The coding region runs from base 20 to 1999 and encodes 659 amino acids. Gene Ontology annotation, cellular component: extracellular matrix. NCBI's taxonomy places the organism in Eukaryota, Metazoa, Chordata, Lepidosauria, Squamata, Viperidae. The record is from RefSeq and is a predicted model, not a curated record. Gene Ontology annotation, molecular function: protein binding. The transcript has 2 exons.